Homalodisca vitripennis (glassy-winged sharpshooter) is the source of this 1310-nucleotide messenger RNA. Its product is annotated as actin-related protein 2/3 complex subunit 1A-B-like. Gene Ontology annotation, biological process: Arp2/3 complex-mediated actin nucleation. The coding region runs from base 129 to 1247 and encodes 372 amino acids. The transcript has 9 exons. Lineage: Eukaryota; Metazoa; Arthropoda; Insecta; Hemiptera; Cicadellidae. The record is from RefSeq and is a predicted model, not a curated record. Gene Ontology annotation, molecular function: actin filament binding. Gene Ontology annotation, cellular component: actin cytoskeleton; Arp2/3 protein complex.
UAAAUGUUGACAAGUAGAGUGGGUCUGUCUGUGUUGGUUGAUAUCUGUGAUUUCUGUAUUUUUUUAUCAGGAUAAAGGUGUGGUUGAAUCGUUUUUAAAGUUAUCGUGUAUUGUUAGUUUCUCUAAUUAUGAGUGAAAAACACAGUUUUUUCUUGAAUCCAAUUACUUGUCAUGCUUGGAAUAAAGAUAGAUCACAAAUUGCUCUUUCACCAAACAAUCAUGAAGUACACAUCUAUCAACGUAAUGGCAAUGACUGGAUACUGCUUGAUGUCCUCAACCAACAUGAUCUGCGAGUCACGGACAUCGACUGGGCACCCAACUCCAACCGAAUCGUCACAUGUUCUGCGGACCGUAAUGCAUAUGUGUGGACUCUGAGUGAAGAUGGGAAGUGGAAGCCGACUCUUGUUCUAUUGAGAAUUAUCAGAGCUGCUACAUGUGUCAAGUGGUCUCCUAAAGAGAAUAAGUUCGCUGUGGGCUCUGGUGCCAAACUGAUCUCUGUAUGCUACUUUGAGCGAGAGAAUGACUGGUGGGUGUCGAAGCACAUCAAGAAGCCCAUCAAGUCAACAGUGACUGCCCUCGACUGGCAUCCAAACAAUUAUUUGCUGGUUGUUGGCUCAACGGACUUCAAGGUGCGGGUGUACUCCGCUUACGUGAAGGACAUAGAUGAGCCUCCCCCACCCACACCGUGGGGAAGCAAGGCAGCCAUUGGUCAGCUGCUGGCCGAGUUCCAGAACUCCAACUAUGGAGGUGGAUGGAUCCACAGUGUCAGUUUCUCUGGGGACGGAACACGAGUGUGUUGGGUGAGUCAUGACGCCUCGGUCUGUGUGGCUGAUGCCUCACGCAAUAACGCUGUCUCCAAGCUGCGCACAGAGUGUUUGCCAUUCCUCUCCUGUGUGUGGGUCGGCAGUAAUUCUAUUGUAGCCGCGGGUCAUGGGUGCUGUCCAAUGUUGUACGUGGUUGAUGACUCGGGGCAAGUUCAGUUUGGGGGAAAACUGGACACCUCGACAAAGAAGGAGGCUGCAGGUUUAAGUGCAAUGAAGAAAUUCCAGAGUUUCGACAGAAAUGCUCGGCUAGAAAAUGACACAGUUUUGGAUACAAUCCACCAGAACGCCAUCACAUGUGUAUGCGUUUACCAAGGGACGAAAGGGAACGCCACCAGAGUAUCGACCAGUGGAAACGAUGGACAACUAGUUAUAUGGGAUCUUCAGUCUGUGGAAGGUGGCAUGCAAGGAUUGAAGAUCAACUAGAUAUCUUAUAAAACAAUUUGCGAAAUAUACAAAUAAAUAAGUAUUUGAUACCUUUUACCAGUU